This is a messenger RNA of Abrus precatorius (Indian licorice), 284 nucleotides long. RefSeq names its product heavy metal-associated isoprenylated plant protein 47. Gene Ontology annotation, molecular function: metal ion binding. The transcript has 2 exons. The record is from RefSeq and is a predicted model, not a curated record. Bases 48 to 284 code for a protein of 78 amino acids. NCBI's taxonomy places the organism in Eukaryota, Viridiplantae, Streptophyta, Magnoliopsida, Fabales, Fabaceae.
UUUAUGACUAUGAAUUGAUUACUCUCUCUCUCUCUCUCUUUCUAUUCAUGUGGCAGCAAAAGAUUGUGAUGAGGGUGGACAUGAAUUGCCAGAAGUGCCGCACCAAGGCACUCAAGGUUGUGGCUUCAGCAAACGGUGUUAAUUUUGUGGGAUUAGAGGGAGAAGAGAAAGACAAUUUGGUGGUGAUUGGAGAUGGCAUGGAUCCUGUAAAGUUAACCAAUUCUUUGAGGAAAAAGGUUGGCCAAACUCAUAUUAUCAGCUUAGCAGAGGUUAAAGCCGGUUAA